AUGGAAGCCCCUGAGACCCUCGUUCCCAUCCAUGCCCACGAUGCUUCUACCAAUCGCCAUGAAGUCUCGUCCACGUCCCAGGCAAAGAACCAUUCUGCGAAUGACGCCGCAACCACAAUCAUCCUGCCUGAUCUGUUUGUGUCCAUAAUGUCACCCUCUCCACGGCUGAACCCGCUGUACGAGGUCGUCAGGCCCGCGUCCGAGGCUUUCACAAAGGAGCUCUUGGGCUUGGACGCGGCAUCUUUCAAGAAACACCGCCGAGUCAACUUCAGCCUCCUCGCCUCCAUGUGGAUGCCAGAGGCCGACGCCGAGGGCCUCCGCGUCAUGGUUGACUGGCUCACCUGGGUGUUCUUCUUUGACGACUUGUUUGACGACGGCGAGCUGCGCGACGAUCCAGUUGGCGCCCAGGCCGAGGCCGAGGCCACUCUAGCCUUGAUGUCAGACCACGAGCAGGAAGUAUCACGCGAGCUGCAUCCUCUCAGAUACUUGUUCUACACCACGUGGGUGCGGUUUCGCAACGUACUUCUAGCCCUGCAAACCCGGUACAGAAAGUGCAUAGAGGAGUAUAUCACCGGUGUCGUACGGCAGACGGGCGCCAGCCUCGUGGGUGCCGACAUCAGCGUUGAGCAGUACCUCCACUGGCGGCGAAAGUCGGUGGGUUUGCGGCCCUGCCAUGCCCUCAUGGAAUACGCAUGCGGGAUACAGCUCCCAGACUACGUGCUGGCCCACCCGGCCGUUCAGGAGUGUGUCAUGGUGUCGAUAGAUCUCGUGUCACUCCAAAACGACAUCCUGUCAUACCGAAAAGAGCUCGCCUCUUGCGGCACGCAGAAUAUCAUCCACAUCCUCCGCCGCCAGGGCAUGACGACCCAGCAGGCCUUCGACCGGGCCGGGGGCCUCACCGUCACCGCCAUCCGGCGCUGGCACUUGGCGCAGCUCGACAUGCCCAUCUGGGGCGAGGAGGUCGACAGGCAGCUGCAGCGCUACCUGCAGGGGUGCCUGGACUCGUGCAUCGGGAGCCUGAACUGGAGGUUAGUAUCGGCUGUCUGA
This is a messenger RNA of Gaeumannomyces tritici R3-111a-1, 1047 nucleotides long. RefSeq lists its product as hypothetical. The transcript has 6 exons. The coding region runs from base 1 to 1047 and encodes 348 amino acids. Lineage: Eukaryota; Fungi; Ascomycota; Sordariomycetes; Magnaporthales; Magnaporthaceae. The record is from RefSeq and is a predicted model, not a curated record.